GCAGAUUAUCUCCACAUGAUUCUAACCAUCUCAUGGCAAAACUUAAACAAAAAAGUACACCUACAUGUUAUUUAAACACCAGCCAUAAACAAAUACCAUUAAACUAUUCAGGGUCCCUUCAAACUUUAUCUUUUCAUAAUCAGCAGACCAGCCGAAAUAAGCGUUUUUCUCAGAACCCUUCACCUCAUUAUGCUUUUGCCAAAUGGGACGUUUAUCGGUGUCAAUUUAGUACACAAGAAGAGAGCUGCUGUUGUUCAUGUAAUUCAGAUGCUAUGUUUGAGGUCAUGAAAAGUCUAUACGAUUGUUAUAAAAAGAAAAAUUGUGAUAAUUGCAAUUGUAUACUUUGUGGACAUCUUCCUAGAGAAGAGCGACGAUUAGGUGAAUUGCGUAAAACUGGAAUUACUGAGUUAGAAGCAAAAGGAAAGAAGAAAGAAAAACGAAAAAUAAAAAGUAAAGAACUUUUAGCUAUCAAAAAAGCUAAAACACCAGAAGAAAAGGAAGCAGCAUUAAAGAAACUAAUAUUAUCUGGUGUAGCUUUACCAGAGCCAAAAACAACAUCAGAAAAAGACCUGAUCGAAAAAGUGAAAACACAACUAGCCAUGCCGCCGCAGCCACGUAGUAAAUCAGAAAAGGAAUUAUACAAAAAAGCCGAAGCCGAAGGUUUGAUCACCCCUCUUGAGGGAAAAACUAAAUCACAAAAGCUCAAAAUUUUACAAAAACAAAGAGAUCUGGGAUUAUCUUUACCCGAAGGACGUACUCUAUCUGAGAAAGCACUUAUAGAAAAGAUUAAAUCAUCUGGAGUUGUGUCAGUUGCUACAGAAGUACCAUCAGAAAAAUUACGUAAAGCAAAAAAAGAAGGUCUUUUAACUCCACUGGAAGGAAAAACUCCGCAGCAGAAAAAGACAAUUCUUAAAGGUUUAGCCAUGAAUGGAAUUCCUUUGCCAAAGGGGAAGACUAACUCUGAACGCAACUUAAUUGAUCAAGUCCGAGAUGAACUUGGGCUUCCUCCACAACCAAAAACUUUAGCAGAUAAAAAAAAUUAUAAAAAAGCUUUCAACGCAGGUAUAAUAACUCCAUUAGAAGGAAAAACUUCUAGACAGAAAGAAGAUAUCCUAAGGAAACAGGCAGAAAUGGGUUUACCUCUACCCCGAGGAAGAACACCAUCUGAAAAAGCCCUCAUUGAAAAGAUUAAAAAAACUACGAGGCCACUUUCAGAGUUUCGAGUUCCAUCAGAAAAACUUAGAAAAGCUAAAGCUGAGGGAUUGUUGACACCUUUAAAAGGCAAAACAAAAGCACAGAAAGAAAAAAUUCUUCGAGGUUUAGCUAAGAAUGGAAUUCCUCUUCCUGAAGGGAAAACCGAGUCUGAAAAAAAAAUACUUAAUAAGGUAAGAGUAGAUCUCGGAUUACCACCGGAACCAAAAACAUCAAGUGAAAAAAGUAAAUACAACAAAGCUUUCGCAUCUGGUAUAAUAACUCCCUUAGAAGGGAAAACACCCCAACAGAAAGAAGAUAUACUAAGGAAACAAGCAGAAAUGGGUAUACCUUUGCCCCAAGGUAGGACAGCAUCAGAAAAAGCCCUUAUAGCAAACAUUCAACAGACUGUAAGACCACCUUCAGCGAUAAGAGUCCCAUCGGCAAAAAUGAGAAAAGCAAAAGCUGAGGGAUUGUUAACACCUUUAAAGGGCAAGACAACAGCACAGAGAGAAAAUAUUCUUCGAGGUUUAGCUCAAAACGGUAUUCCCCUACCUGAAGGGAAAACUGAGUCGGAAAAAAAUAUAAUUAAUAAGGUACGAGCAGAUCUCGGAUUACCACCGGAACCAAAAACAUCAGCCGAAAGAAAUAAUUACAAAAAGGCAUUCGCUUCUGGCAUAAUUACUCCAUUAGAGGGGAAAACGCCCCAACAGAAAGAAGACAUACUAAGGAAACAAGCAGAAAUGGGUAUACCUUUGCCCCAAGGUAGGACAGCAUCAGAAAAAGCCCUUAUAGCAAACAUUCAACAGACUGUAAGACCACCUUCAGCGAUAAGAGUCCCAUCCGCAAAAAUGAGAAAAGCAAAAGCUGAGGGAUUGUUAACACCUUUAAAGGGCAAGACAACAGCACAGAGAGAAAAUAUUCUUCGAGGUUUAGCUCAAAACGGUAUUCCCCUACCUGAAGGGAAAACUGAGUCGGAAAAAAAUAUAAUUAAUAAGGUACGAGCAGAUCUCGGAUUACCACCGGAACCAAAAACAUCAGCCGAAAGAAAUAAUUACAAAAAGGCAUUCGCUUCUGGCAUAAUUACUCCAUUAGAGGGGAAAACGCCCCAACAGAAAGAAGACAUACUAAGGAAACAAGCAGAAAUGGGUAUACCUUUGCCCCAAGGUAGGACAGUAUCAGAAAAAGCCCUUAUAGCAAACAUUCAACAGACUGUAAGACCACCUUCAGCGAUAAGAGUACCAUCCGCAAAAAUGAGAAAAGCAAAAGCUGAGGGAUUGUUAACACCUUUAAAGGGCAAGACAACAGCACAGAGAGAAAAUAUUCUUCGAGGUUUAGCUCAAAACGGUAUUCCCCUACCUGAAGGGAAAACUGAGUCGGAAAAAAAUAUAAUUAAUAAGGUACGAGCAGAUCUCGGAUUACCACCGGAACCAAAAACAUCAACCGAAAGAAAUAAUUACAAAAAGGCAUUCGCUUCUGGCAUAAUAACCCCAUUAGAGGGGAAAACGCCCCAACAGAAAGAAGACAUACUAAGGAAACAAGCAGAAAUGGGUAUACCUUUGCCCCAAGGUAGGACAGCAUCAGAAAAAGCCCUUAUAGCAAACAUUCAACAGACUGUAAGACCACCUUCAGCGAUAAGAGUACCAUCCGCAAAAAUGAGAAAAGCAAAAGCUGAGGGAUUGUUGACACCUUUAAAGGGCAAGACAACAGCACAGAGAGAAAAUAUUCUUCGAGGUUUAGCUCAAAACGGUAUUCCCCUACCUGAAGGGAAAACCGAGUCCGAAAAAAAUAUAAUUAAUAAGGUACGAGCAGAUCUCGGAUUACCACCGGAACCAAAAACAUCAGCCGAAAGAAAUAAUUACAAAAAGGCAUUCGCUUCUGGCAUAAUAACUCCAUUAGAGGGGAAAACGCCCCAACAGAAAGAAGACAUACUAAGGAAACAAGCAGAAAUGGGUAUACCUUUGCCCCAAGGUAGGACAGCAUCAGAAAAAGCCCUUAUAGCAAACAUUCAACAGACUGUAAGACCACCUUCAGCGAUAAGAGUACCAUCCGCAAAAAUGAGAAAAGCAAAAGCUGAGGGAUUGUUAACACCUUUAAAGGGCAAGACAACAGCACAGAGAGAAAAUAUUCUUCGAGGUUUAGCUCAAAACGGUAUUCCCCUACCUGAAGGGAAAACCGAGUCCGAAAAAAAUAUAAUUAACAAGGUACGAGCAGAUCUCGGAUUACCACCGGAACCAAAAACAUCAGCCGAAAGAAAUAAUUACAAAAAGGCAUUCGCUUCUGGCAUAAUAACUCCAUUAGAGGGGAAAACGCCCCAACAGAAAGAAGACAUACUAAGGAAACAAGCAGAAAUGGGUAUACCUUUGCCCCAAGGUAGGACAGCAUCAGAAAAAGCCCUUAUAGCAAACAUUCAACAGACUGUAAGACCACCUUCAGCGAUAAGAGUCCCAUCUGCAAAAAUGAGAAAAGCAAAAGCUGAGGGAUUGUUAACACCUUUAAAGGGCAAGACAACAGCACAGAGAGAAAAAAUUCUUCGAGGUUUAGCUCAAAACGGUAUUCCCCUUCCUGAAGGGAAAACUAAAUCUGAAAGAAAAAUAAUAGACAAGGUAAGAGCUGAUCUUGGGUUACCCCCCGAGCCAAAAACUUCAACUGAAAAGGGCGCAUACAAAAAAGCUUUAGCAGCAGGUAUAAUAACGCCAUUAGAAGGGAAAACGCCCCAAGAGAAAGAAGAUAUACUAAGAAAACAAGCGGAGAUGGGAGUUCUUCUCCCACAAGGACGAACGCCUUCUGAAAAAGCUAUUAUAGCUAAAAUUCAGCGAACCGUUAAGCCACAUCCAAUAUUAGAAGAAGCUUUUCCAACAGGGAAUCUAGCAGAAAAAGAGAAAGCUUUAAAAAAUUUAGCAGUACAAGGUAAAAAUUUGCCAGCGGCAAGAACACCUUCUGAAGAAAAAUUACUAAAUAAAGUUCGACGUGACCUAGGUUUACCCCCAGAACCAAAAUCUCAAGCGGAAAGGGAGCGAUAUAACCAAGCAUUAGCAGCAGGUAUAAUAGAUCCAUUGGAUGGUAAAACUAUGCCCCAGAAAGAGAGAAUUCUUCAAGCGCAAGCUGAUAUGGGUAUUCCUUUACCAGAAGGUCGAACAGCAUCAGAAAAGGCUUUAAUUAAGGAGAUUAAAUCCGGUAAGAGAAAGCGAGCCAAAUCAUUACCACCAGCGGAGUUAAAAAAAUUGGAUACAAAAACAGCAAAAAAAAUGAAGGAAGGAAAAGGGCCAAGCGAUGAAUGUAUAUGUGAUAUACUUACACCGGAAUCAGAAAAAAUUGCUAUUAAGUCACGCGUACCCUCAGAAAAAAUUCGUAAAGCUAAAGAAGCUGGCUUACUGACGCCACUUGAAGGUAAAUCUACAAAGGAUAAGGAGAGAAUACUUAAAAGUUUGGCUAAAGAAGGACUACCGCUACCUGAACCAAAAACUGUGUCUGAAAAAAAGUUAAUAGAUAAAAUAAAAACUGAAAUGGGAAUACUACCUGUUACAGCAAUCACUUCUGAAAAAUUGCGCAAAGCAAAAGCAGCGGGCUUAAUGACACCUUUAACAGGUAAGUCACCAAAAGAAAAAGAACGAAUAGUUAGAAGCUUAGCAAAAGAAGGACUUCCGUUACCUGAACCAAAAACUGCUUCUGAAAAGAAGUUAAUAGAGAAAGUAAAAACAGAAAUGGGAAUGCCUCCAUCUGUCCCUUCUGAAAAACUCCGCAAAGCCAAAGAAGCUGGCUUACUAACACCCCUGAAAGGUAAAACUACAAAAGAACAAGAAAGGAUUUUAAAAGGCUUCGAAAAGCGAAAGCAGCAGGUUUAA
This is a messenger RNA of Pieris rapae (cabbage white), 5036 nucleotides long. RefSeq lists its product as uncharacterized. The record is from RefSeq and is a predicted model, not a curated record. The transcript is spliced from 2 exons. Lineage: Eukaryota; Metazoa; Arthropoda; Insecta; Lepidoptera; Pieridae. Bases 33 to 5036 code for a protein of 1667 amino acids.